This is a messenger RNA of Arvicanthis niloticus (Nile rat), 1125 nucleotides long. NCBI's taxonomy places the organism in Eukaryota, Metazoa, Chordata, Mammalia, Rodentia, Muridae. The record is from RefSeq and is a predicted model, not a curated record.
AGCUCCUAGAAGACCAAAUAAGAAUCCGAGAUCUAGUGCGGCCACAGGAACUAACUUUGCAGUGCAGGAUCUAAACAUCAACACAUACAAGGAGUUGGAGACCUUCGGGGAAGAGUAGGCCAGGUGUGAUUCGAGCAUUGUGAAGCUUUCCGGCGACAUCCAGUUCAUCAGGCACGAGUGCCGACAGAUUGAGAAAUCCGUUCAAGAACUUGUUUCUGCCCUAGAAACCAUUUCUAAGAACUUGGAUGUGAAGGUAAUGCAGCUCUUAGGAAAGAUAGAGGCCUCUACUUCUGAGCACACCUCAAAUUUAAAGAUGGUCCAAGGAGAUUAUCAGCAUGAAAUGAACCUCUUGGAAUUCAAAUUUAACUCACUUUCUACAAAUAUAUUUGAAGAAGUUGAAAACAAUCAAAAAUGGACAGAAAACCAGUUUAUCAAGUACAGAAAAGACCACCUGAGCCACAUGAAUGAAUGUCUGAAGGUCGUGCAGGAAAAGCUGGAAAAGUCCGAGAAUAAGAUGGAAGAAAAAAUGCUUCAACUUUCAAGCAAGUUGGAGAAUUUUAUUAAUUCCCAGAAACAGGAGGCAGAAGUAAACAAAGCAAAGGCCAUAGAAAAUAAAGUGUUCAAGAAAAUGAGCCAAAUAGAGAAGCGGAUCUGGGGGGAACUAGAGAAAAUGCAAAACGACUAUCAAUCAGGAUUUAAAUCGAUCCAUGACUCCCUCAAUUCUCUCCAGCAAAUACAGAAAACAAAAAUGGAUUUAGAGAAACAUAAAGUACAGAAAGACCUAAAGAAAUUACAGCGUAAAAUAGUGGAACUCCAAGAAGUGUAACUUUGAAGGCACUUUCUUUUCCAGCAGCUGGUGCAACGGUUUGUUGGGAAAAGUUUUGAAGAAGAAAAUUAAUAUCUUUAGGAUACUACUUCUGGUGUUUCCUAUCACCUCUAAAGGAAAUCGACAUUUCAGGAGAGAAAACACACAAUAAAUCAAAAAGCUUCAUGAUGCCUUUAUUUUCUUAAUGAAAAAUUAAGAAAUUUGUUUUCAUGCCUGCUUUGUUAUAUUUUUAUUUGCCCACAAGUAAAAAAAGCAUAAUCUGUAUCAUGUACCUGAUAAAUAAAAUAAGUUCGGGUAUA